Molecule: messenger RNA, 1749 nt
Organism: Dipodomys spectabilis (banner-tailed kangaroo rat)
Lineage: Eukaryota; Metazoa; Chordata; Mammalia; Rodentia; Heteromyidae
Gene: Gpr22
Product: G protein-coupled receptor 22
Exons: 1
Coding region: 19-1320 (433 amino acids)
Biological process (GO): G protein-coupled receptor signaling pathway
Cellular component (GO): membrane
Molecular function (GO): peptide binding; G protein-coupled receptor activity
Source: RefSeq, a predicted model, not a curated record
AACAACUGCUCCAAAAGAAUGUGUCUCUCUCCUGUUCUGGAAAUCAACAUGCAGUCUGAUUCUAACAUUACAGUGCGAGAUGACAUUGAUGACAUCAACACCAAUAUGUACCAACCACUAUCAUAUCCAUUAAGCUUUCAAGUGUCUCUCACUGGAUUUCUUAUGUUAGAAAUUGUUUUGGGACUUGGCAGCAACCUCACCGUACUGGUACUUUACUGCAUGAAAUCCAACUUAAUCAACUCUGUCAGUAAUAUUAUUACAAUGAAUCUUCAUGUACUUGAUGUAAUUAUUUGUGUGGGAUGUAUUCCUCUAACUAUAGUUAUCCUUCUGCUUUCACUGGAGAGUAACACUGCUCUCAUCUGCUGUUUCCAUGAGGCUUGUGUUUCCUUUGCAAGUGUCUCAACAGCAAUCAACGUUUUUGCGAUCACAUUAGACAGAUAUGACAUCUCUGUAAAACCUGCAAACCGAAUUCUGACAAUGGGCAGAGCUGUAAUGUUAAUGAUAUCUAUUUGGAUUUUUUCUUUUUUCUCCUUCCUGAUUCCUUUUAUUGAGGUAAAUUUUUUCAGUCUCCAAAGUGGAAAUAUAUGGGAAAACAAGACUCUUCUGUGUGUCAGUACAAAUGAAUACUACACUGAACUGGGAAUGUAUUAUCACCUUCUAGUACAGAUCCCAAUAUUCUUUUUCACAGUUGUGGUAAUGUUAAUCACAUACACCAAGAUACUUCAAGCUCUUAAUAUUCGAAUAGGCACAAGAUUUUCGACAGGGCAGAAGAAGAAAGCAAGAAAGAAAAAGACAAUUUCCCUAACCACCCAACAUGAGACUACAGACAUGUCACAAAGCAGUGGUGGGAGAAAUGUAGUCUUUGGUGUAAGAACUUCAGUUUCUGUAAUAAUUGCCCUCCGGCGAGCCAUGAAACGACACCGUGAACGAAGAGAAAGGCAGAAAAGAGUCUUCAAAAUGUCUUUACUGAUUAUUUCUACGUUUCUUCUCUGUUGGACACCAAUUUCUGUUUUAAAUACUACAAUUUUAUGUAUAGGCCCAAGUGACCUUUUAGUAAAAUUAAGAUUGUGUUUUCUAGUCAUGGCUUAUGGAACAACUAUAUUUCACCCUCUACUAUAUGCUUUCACUAGGCAAAAAUUUCAAAAGGUUUUAAAAAGUAAAAUGAAAAAAAGAGUUGUUUCCAUAGUUGAAGCUGAUCCCAUGCCUAACAAUGCUGUAAUACACAAUUCCUGGAUAGAUCCUAAACGAAACAAAAAAAUUACCUAUGAAGAUAGUGAAAUAAGAGAGAAAUGUUUGGUACCUCAGGUUGUCACAGACUAAGGAAAAAUCUAAGUUUCACCAAAUCUAUAUUGUGAAAAGUUUUAAAUUUAAAUUGUAAAAAAUGGAAUUACUGCCAAAUAUAAGGAUACAUUUUAAGUAUUGGUUAUGUUGUAAAUUUUUAAUGUGAAUGUCGAUAUUAGGUCAUAUAUAUUCAAUUUCUUCAUUACUUAAUGUAUUUGUUGCAUGGCAGUUUGUUAAAGUAUAUCAUGUGUAUAUUUUGUCAUGAUUAUGUCCAUCACAAAAUAUUCAUGUAAGUCAUAUUUUCUAAAGAAUAAAUACAUAGCCUUAAAGCAGUGUAUAAUUUUAAAAUAUAAUGGACACAAUUAUCUGCUUUUUAAAAAGAUAUAAUGUGUAUUGUUUGUAAUCCACAACUACAGAUAUAUUUAUAUGAUGACAGCUAGAGUAACAUUUAACAUGAAAAACAAAGUU